GGGAGCUUUAAAGUCGUCGAGGGCACGCGGUGGCUCCUCACUUCCUGGUUGAAGAUGGCGGAUGAGAAUGAGACAGCACCGAUGCCGGAGAAAGAAGAUGUAGAGGACCACGGACACUGCAGCGACUGUGAAAACGAAGAGCACCACUCUGACGAGGGUGACAGGGGUCUGGGUGACGACACUGGUGCCAAGAAGAAGAAAAAGAAGCAGAAAAAGAAGAAGAAAUCUGGCGCCCCAGAAGCCGCUCAGGACCCCCUUGCCAAGGUGAAUUCAUUACCGGCUGAUAAGCUACAGGAGAUCCAAAAGGCCAUUGAACUGUUCUCCGUAGGCCAAGGCCCUGCCAAAACCAUGGAGGAGGCAACUCGGAGGAGUUACCAGUUCUGGGACACGCAGCCUGUACCCAAGCUAGGGGAGACUGUGACAUCACAUGGCUCCAUCGAACCUGACAAAGACGUCAUUCGUGAGGAGCCCUACAGCCUCCCGCAGGGCUUCAGCUGGGACACCCUCGACUUGGGGAACGCUGGUGUGCUCAAGGAGCUUUACACCCUUCUCAACGAGAAUUAUGUUGAAGAUGAUGACAACAUGUUCCGGUUUGACUACUCCCCUGAGUUUCUCCUCUGGGCCCUGCGGCCCCCUGGCUGGCUGCCCCAGUGGCAUUGUGGGGUGAGAGUGAACUCCAACCAAAAGCUAGUAGGCUUCAUCAGUGCCAUUCCAGCUUCCAUCUGUAUCUAUGACAUAGAAAAGAAAAUGGUAGAGAUCAAUUUCCUCUGUGUCCAUAAGAAGCUUCGCUCCAAACGAGUUGCUCCGGUUCUGAUAAGAGAAAUCACCAGACGGGUCAACCUGCAGGGUAUCUUUCAGGCGGUUUACACCGCUGGAGUGGUACUGCCCAAACCUGUGGGCACAUGCAGGUACUGGCAUCGCUCUUUGAACCCACGCAAACUAAUCGAGGUGAAGUUCUCCCACCUGAGCAGGAACAUGACUAUGCAGCGCACCAUGAAGUUGUACCGUCUGCCUGAGGCUCCUAAGACUUCAGGUCUGCGGGUCAUGACCAAGAAGGAUGUCCCACUUGUGCAUCGCCUCCUCCGAGAGUACCUGAGCCAGUUCAACCUGGUGCCCGCCAUGAACCAGGCAGAGGUAGAACACUGGCUGCUACCCCGGGAGAAUAUUAUCGACACCUACCUGGUGGAGAACGAUGGCAAGGUAACGGAUUUCCUGAGUUUCUACACACUGCCCUCUACCAUUAUGAACCACCCAGUGCACCGCAGUCUCAAGGCAGCAUACUCCUUCUACAACGUGCACACCACCACACCCCUGCUCGACCUGAUGUCUGACGCCCUCAUCCUGGCCAAAUCGAAAGGGUUUGACGUCUUCAAUGCACUGGAUCUAAUGGAAAACAAGACUUUCUUGGAGAAGCUUAAGUUCGGCAUCGGUGAUGGAAAUCUACAGUAUUAUCUGUACAAUUGGAAGUGUCCCAGCAUGGGCUCAGAAAAGGUUGGGUUGGUACUGCAGUGACGUCCCUUUAAGCCAUAAACAAGUAUCACCAACAGGCCAGGAGACGGCACCAUCACACUGACCACCUGAGAGAUGGACUGAUGACUUCCUGCUUCAGGAGAGGAAAACCCACCGCCCAUUUUUACUUUUUGACCUUUUGAACUUUGACCUGCACUACCGCUGCCAGGCAGGGAGGCAGGGAGAGCGUUGCUGCUCCUCCUCCUCCUCCCUCGAUCACAUGGACCUUAAGCCAUUGUUACCAUCCCAAACAACUGUAUUUCAUCUGAGAGCUGUCUUGAUUGUACCAUACACACAAGAACAGUUUUGCACAGAUUACUGUAUAUCAAAAACUCACUGUUGGCAUACCUACGAAACGUUCAAUACAUGUAAAUAAUAUCAAACAUUACUUCGGAUUAUGCCCUAACACAUACAGACUAGAACCCACUGUUCUGUUUGAUUCCUAAACGUUGGAAGUGCUUUUUGCAAUUAAAAUAAAUCUGUCAUCGUUAAGUUUUAGAGAUAAAAAAUCAAAAUGUUGAAAAAAUAUUUUAAAGAGGUAAAGGUUAAAAAAUGCGAGGUAAUAAAUACCAAAAGUGGACACCAGAUAAGGGCUUCUGUUAAAAUUUCUCUCAUUCUUGACCCUGUGUCUUCUUUAUUUAAUUUUUCUCAUCAAACCUUCUGUCAUUAUGGAUAAGAUGUAUAUGCCUUCUUGAGGUUUUCUCAUCUGUAUUAACUUUCAUGACCUCAGCCUACUGCACUAACAGAAGAAGCCCUUAAACACAGACUGCUACAAUGGACCAGCUCAGUUGGAGGUUUGGACGUGGUUGGACCGCCACACGGAGGUUGACGGCAUUCUGAUGGGGUUUACACAACACAUGGCAGGAAUCGGAUUUGUAAUGACACCUCCUUAUUUAACUGUGCUUUAGUUGUCCACCCGUAUGGGCUCUCAGGCUUUGUCAAAUGUUCCUUAAAAGUCUGCAAGAGCUUAGAUUGAAAUGGAAAGUGUUUGAGGGUGAUUUUUACGACUUUUACCUUAUUUGCUUAAGGGAAUCACACAGUUAGUCUUAAAAAAAUAGUCAUAAAGAUUAAUAUAAUAAAAUGCAAAGAUGCACCCAUGAGAAAAAAAACUGAAGGAUCUGACAAGUUUGAAUGCAGAAAGCACCGACUGUGUGUGGUUUCUAUGUCCUAGGGAAUUGAUCAUGGUUUAAUAUAGUCAUCACCUAUAUCAUGCUUUUAUGAGCUCUAUAUAGAAAGUGAAACAAAUAUAAUAUGAGGUAUGCGCACUGCAGGUAACAUUACAGCAUUUGGAGCUCUACACACUGGUGAUGCCAUUUUAAAGUCUGUAAGGAUUAAGAGAGCAUGUAUAAGUUAGUCUGGACUUCCAGGACAUUGUGCAGAGUGAGUGGUGAUGAUGACUUGGGACAUGCCCCAGUUAAAGUGUUUCUUAUGUAAAAUGCUGGUUCUGUUUGCAAACUGAUGUAAAAGAAGAAUGGGUCUCAUGGUGUUUUGAUGCAGGUAAAGAAUGUGAAGAUGCAGGUGAUUUCAUUUUUUUUUUGAGCAAAAAAAUAAAAUCUGGAAG
Messenger RNA from Anoplopoma fimbria (sablefish), 3070 nucleotides. RefSeq names its product N-myristoyltransferase 1a (gene nmt1a). NCBI's taxonomy places the organism in Eukaryota, Metazoa, Chordata, Actinopteri, Perciformes, Anoplopomatidae. The record is from RefSeq and is a predicted model, not a curated record. The coding region runs from base 55 to 1512 and encodes 485 amino acids. Gene Ontology annotation, molecular function: glycylpeptide N-tetradecanoyltransferase activity. Gene Ontology annotation, cellular component: cytoplasm. The transcript has 12 exons. Gene Ontology annotation, biological process: N-terminal peptidyl-glycine N-myristoylation.